Mycena indigotica is the source of this 1272-nucleotide messenger RNA. RefSeq lists its product as uncharacterized. Bases 1 to 1272 code for a protein of 423 amino acids. The transcript is spliced from 2 exons. The record is from RefSeq and is a predicted model, not a curated record. Lineage: Eukaryota; Fungi; Basidiomycota; Agaricomycetes; Agaricales; Mycenaceae.
AUGGCCGACUCAGAAAAUGAUAAGAAACCACAAACCCAAACCUCCUCUCCCAAGCAGGACGCGCUUGCAGAACUCGGCGUCGAAGAAGACGGGUUUUUGAUUGCCCUUACCCGUCUACUGCAGGCUGUUCGGUCAAGCAAGCUCAAAAAGCCCAGGGAGGACGGUACAGAGCCCGACGCUCAUCUUAUUGAGGUUGCGGGGACGAUUCGCGGCCAUCUGGAGACUUCGUUGGCGGCCCUCGCGUACCAAUGGAUAAUCACAGGCACUGCAACGGGUCUUGACCGAGAGGCCACUAAGCGCAAAGAGGCGCAAGAGGCCGACGUCAAGAAAAGCUUGGAGAAGGCUUAUGCUACUGCAACUGAAAAUCACUGCAGUGAACCACAAUUGUCAACGGACUCAGAGUCCGCGCCCGCGCCCGCUGGCAUGCCGAAAGACCAAAUCAGAAACGCUCUGAUGAGCGUCGAGUUACAGGCCAAGGUCGUGAUAGGCCUUGCGGAGCGUUUGCAGCUACUCGUCGGAGGCAAACUCAAGGAGCGCAUUGUCAUCCGCGUCGCAGACAAGCUUUUGCGGCAUCUUGUUCCUCUUUUGGCGGAGUUUAGGCCAGCCCCGGCCAAAAUGGCCGCCACAUCAGCCCGCCCCAUCCGCCCUCUGCCCUCUCGACCUACUACUAAGGCCGUUGCUACAACAUCGGGGCCCGCGCUCCUCCGGGGACCGGGUUUGAUGGCCCCGCCUCCCGUUCCCGUCCAUUUCCAUCCCAACAUCGUCAAGUUGACUGAAACUUUUCCACCAAGUCCGACUGGCUGGGUCAUCAACGUGCCUCGAGAAAUCGGACACGAGACUGGGCUCAGAAUCACAUUCGAUUUCGAACUGCCAACCUAUGCCAAGGCAGCGAGUCGUGGUCUGCUCGCCCGCGCGCUGGCUCCCUGGACUGUCGACGUUGGCACUGCUCGACGCCGAGCUGCCAAGAAACCCAAAGUUCAGCCAUUCCACGCGCCGGAAUGGGACUCUUCUGAGUCGAAACCCGAAGAGAUCUCGCGCGAGAUCGUGUUACCUGAAAAACUUGAGAGUGCUGAGUUGAGCCUGCUGAAUCCGACUCCGCUAUCAGCGUCAGCAUUAUCGCCGAUAGACAGAGUGAACACUGAACUUCCAAUUCCCAUGGAAAACUCGACGCUAGAUGCUGACCAGAGCGUGCUUUCUGGAGUAAAGCGGAAACGGGACGAGAAUAGUAUCGACGGAAACCCGCGUCCACUCAAGCUAUGUGUCCAGACGUAG